Messenger RNA from Chrysochloris asiatica (Cape golden mole), 1737 nucleotides. RefSeq names its product potassium inwardly-rectifying channel, subfamily J, member 2 (gene KCNJ2). Gene Ontology annotation, molecular function: inward rectifier potassium channel activity. Gene Ontology annotation, biological process: potassium ion import across plasma membrane; regulation of monoatomic ion transmembrane transport. The coding region runs from base 333 to 1616 and encodes 427 amino acids. Gene Ontology annotation, cellular component: plasma membrane. The record is from RefSeq and is a predicted model, not a curated record. Lineage: Eukaryota; Metazoa; Chordata; Mammalia; Afrosoricida; Chrysochloridae. The transcript is spliced from 2 exons.
AACUCUCGUCCGCUUUGGCUCCCUCGCUUUGACAAACGACUGGAUCUUAUAUGCCUGUGUACCCCCCUAUUUCCACUCCAUGCCCCCAUGCUUCUGUGCCAGCAACAGGACACGUUCUCUGGGUGUCAGCUGAGUUAUUAAGAUAACUCUGCACGUCAGUAGAUAGUCCUUGGUAGACUUCCAAGGUUCCUGGAGACUUCCAUCUCACCUCUUUUUUUUUUUUUUUUUUGGUGUGUGUCCUCACUGAACAUUCAAAACUGUUUCUCCAAAGGGUUUUGCAAAAACUCAGACUGUUUUCCAAAGCAGAAGCACUGGAGUCCACCACAGAAGCGAUGGGCAGUGUGCGAACCAACCGCUAUAGCAUUGUCUCUUCAGAAGAAGACGGCAUGAAGUUGGCCACCAUGGCAGUUGCCAAUGGCUUUGGGAAUGGAAAGAGUAAAGUCCACACUCGACAGCAGUGUAGGAGCCGCUUUGUGAAGAAGGAUGGCCACUGCAACGUCCAGUUCAUCAACGUCGGGGAGAAGGGACAACGGUACUUGGCUGACAUCUUUACCACGUGCGUGGACAUCCGCUGGCGGUGGAUGCUGGUUAUCUUCUGCCUGGCUUUCGUUCUCUCGUGGCUGUUUUUUGGCUGUGUGUUUUGGUUGAUAGCUUUGCUUCAUGGGGAUCUGGAUGCCACUAAGGAGAGCAAAGCUUGUGUGUCUGAGGUCAACAGUUUCACGGCUGCCUUCCUCUUUUCCAUCGAGACCCAGACAACCAUAGGCUACGGCUUCAGAUGUGUCACUGACGAAUGCCCCAUUGCCGUUUUCAUGGUGGUGUUCCAGUCAAUUGUGGGCUGUAUCAUCGAUGCCUUCAUCAUUGGCGCCGUCAUGGCGAAGAUGGCAAAGCCGAAGAAGAGAAACGAGACUCUUGUCUUCAGUCACAAUGCUGUGAUUGCCAUGAGAGAUGGCAAGCUGUGCUUGAUGUGGCGCGUGGGCAAUCUUCGGAAGAGCCACUUGGUAGAAGCUCACGUUCGAGCGCAGCUCCUUAAAUCUAGAAUUACUUCGGAAGGGGAGUACAUCCCCCUGGAUCAAAUUGACAUCAACGUCGGGUUUGACAGUGGAAUUGAUCGUAUAUUUCUUGUGUCCCCGAUUACAAUCGUCCAUGAAAUAGAUGAAGACAGCCCUUUAUAUGAUUUGAGUAAACAAGACAUUGACAAUGCAGACUUUGAAAUUGUUGUGAUACUUGAAGGCAUGGUGGAAGCCACUGCCAUGACAACGCAGUGUCGUAGCUCUUACCUGGCAAAUGAAAUCCUUUGGGGACACCGCUACGAGCCUGUGCUCUUUGAGGAAAAGCAUUACUUCAAAGUAGACUAUUCAAGGUUCCACAAAACUUAUGAAGUCCCCAACACUCCCCUUUGUAGUGCCAGAGACUUAGCAGAAAAGAAAUAUAUCCUCUCAAAUGCAAAUUCAUUUUGCUAUGAAAAUGAAGUUGCCCUCACGAGCAAAGAGGAAGACGAUAGUGACAACGGACUUCCAGAAAGUACUAGUACAGAUACCCCCCCUGACCUAGACCUUCACAACCAGGCAAGUGUACCUCUAGAACCCAGGCCCUUACGACGUGAAUCAGAAAUAUGACUGUACUGACUCUUUCUCUGGAAUAUUUACUUUAAAACACCGUCAGUUGGUCAAAGGCCCAAAGCAGUUAUACAGACGACGGUACUGGUGAAAAGGUGGGUCAAAGCGAGCGGCCACAGUG